This is a messenger RNA of Diachasma alloeum, 3553 nucleotides long. RefSeq names its product dnaJ homolog subfamily A member 1 (gene Droj2). Gene Ontology annotation, biological process: protein refolding; response to heat. Gene Ontology annotation, cellular component: cytosol; cytoplasm. Gene Ontology annotation, molecular function: Hsp70 protein binding; ATP binding. The record is from RefSeq and is a predicted model, not a curated record. The coding region runs from base 470 to 1657 and encodes 395 amino acids. The transcript is spliced from 5 exons. Lineage: Eukaryota; Metazoa; Arthropoda; Insecta; Hymenoptera; Braconidae.
CAAUUCUCUUGUUUCAGUGCUCAUCAAAUCUCAUAAAAAACGCGCUAGAGAUAUUCAGUGCGAACAUUACACAAGCACGAACGAAUUCAAAAUACCAAAAUAAUUUUGUUUUCUACGCCAUAGAAUAUAAAAAAUCUUUCAAUUAUCCCCGAGUUCAUAAAAAACCCACACUCCUGUUGCCAGCGCUAUCGGGCCGCCGUUUGGAAAGCCCAUUGGUCUCCUUCACCGCCCGUUCGACGUCCAUUAUCCAUCGAGAACUUUCGAGAAACGGAGGUAUAUCUGCACUGGCAGUCAUAUCCCGAGAAAUAAACGGUCAACGGAGGCCAAGCAUUUUGGAGUCAUUGAGUUUCCUCGUGGAUCACACGACGGUAUUUUGUGAUACAUAAAAAUUGUGAAUCAUCAAAUUGUCAUCAGUUUGUGAAGCAGCUACCAGUCGAACUUUGGAGCCACUGAGGCUAUAGACAGCAAAAUGGUGAAAGAAACAACCUUCUACGAUAUUUUAGGGGUUAAACCCGACUGUUCGCAAGAUGAUCUGAAGAAAGCCUAUAGGAAAUUAGCUCUUAAGUACCAUCCCGAUAAGAAUCCAAAUGAGGGCGAGAGGUUUAAGCAAAUUUCUCAAGCUUACGAAGUAUUAUCGAAUCCGGAGAAGAAACGUAUUUAUGAUACUGGAGGGGAGCAGGCCCUCAAAGAGGGGGGAAUGAGCAGUGGUUUCUCCUCGCCCAUGGAUAUCUUCGACGUAUUCUUCGGUGGUGGCAGUGGUUCGCGUAACAGGAGGUACAAGGGAGAUAAUGUCGUGCACCGACUGUCUGUUUCACUCGAGGAACUCUACAAGGGUACAACUAGGAAACUUGCAUUGCAGAAGAAUGUUAUCUGUGAUAAAUGUGAAGGAUACGGAGGCAAGAAAGGUUCGGCGCAGCAAUGUAGCACCUGUCACGGUACCGGAAUGAUUGUACAGAUUACUCCAAUUGGCCAAGGAGUUGUUCAGCAGAUCAGAGGACCCUGCACCAACUGCAAAGGACAGGGAGAAUACUUUGCAUCACGAGAUCGUUGUAAGCAGUGUACUGGAAGGAAAACUAUCAGGGACCGGAAGAUUUUGGAGGUGCAUAUUGACAAGGGUAUGGUUGAUGGGCAGAGGAUAGUGUUCAGUGGUGAGGGUGACCAAGAGCCGGGACUGGAGCCGGGCGAUAUCAUUAUCAUUCUUGACGAGAAGGAGCAUCCUACAUUCAAACGUUCAGGACACAAUCUUCUGAUGACAAUGACUCUGAACCUUGUGGAGGCACUCUGUGGAUUCCAGAAAAUCGUGCGUACACUCGACGAUCGAGAUCUUCUCAUAACAUCUCUCCCCGGAAAUGUAGUGAAGCACGGUGAUCUCAAGUGUGUUUUAAAUGAAGGAAUGCCAGUUUAUCGCGAUCCAUUCACACGUGGCAAACUCACAAUUCAUUUCACUCUCGAGUAUCCAAAAACAAUUGACCCAGCAAUUGUAUCGAAACUCGAGCAAAUUCUGCCCCCACGUGAUCAUACAAUAAUUCCUGAUGGAGCUGAAGAGGUACUUCUCGAGGACUUUGACCCUAUCGCUGAUGCCCAGGAGCAACGAGAGCGCGGCGAGGCGUAUGACGAGGACAAAGGCUCAUCCCGAGUCCAAUGCGCAACGCACUAAUUCAAAUUUGUAAUAAUGUUAACGCAAAAUACAAAAUUAAGACCACUUUUUAAUUCCAAAAGAUAAACCAACAAACAAUAAUGAAUCAACGAUCCAACUUAUUAUUUAUCCUGACGAGUGUUUUAUGGAUUAAGUCGAUACAUGAUGAGUUAUGGACGUCCAGGAUCUACAUCAUAAUUAUUAGAUGAUAUUCAACUGAAAUUGACAAUUCAGCAGCUGAGGGAAGGGGAAACAAAUUAUGAAAAUUCAUUACAAAAAUCGAAAAUUGUAUCCAAAACAUGAGCAAGUAGAAUAGUCUAAAAAUGAUCGAUUUACCGUUUUAUUUCAAUGAAAUUGAAUUCCAAAAAGUUCUUCAUGGCCACAAAGUAUAAAAAACUGGAGGAAAAAAGUAAUCAGGAACGAUUAAUCAUGAAUUGCUACAUUAAAUUGGCAAUUUCCGUAGCUAAAACACCCUGUCAUUCAUACACACACACACAUACAAAACACCAUCUCCAAAAACUGCAUAUUCAUUGCUAUUUUUUCCUCAGCUGUUGAAUUCACAUCAAAGACAUGAGAAAUAAGGAAAAAAAUUGAACAACCGUUUGUAAUGAUUCAAUCACGAAUGACAGGCCGAACUGGCUUCACUCCUUAUGAAGCCUACGACUAAACUGUAGAAAAAAAAUAACACAACAAAAUGUGCACUCGGCAUUCUGAUUAUUUAAAACAACCUUAGGUGAAUUUAUUGAAUUUCAAUAAAACAAGAGAAAAAAACAUUAAGUGGUCAGUCAGUCGAAUAAUAGUGCUCUGCGUCGUCGAAUUGAUCCCACUACCGAUUAUUGGAUGUUCCUCCCACAUUCGAAUUUCGUUUACAAAUGGAAUCAAUGAAAAUUAAAAAAUCACGGGACAAUGAUUCAGUGACGUCAUCCAAUGAUUUGUUUUCCCCCUUUUUGGUAUCUUUUAAGUUUAGAACUUAGGAAAAGAUCAUUGUGGCUCGGCGGUGAAAUCUGCCAAUUACUGAUCCCCUAGGUUGUUUCUUUAAUAGAAAAAGGAAAAUAAUAAUGAAAUAACAGGAGAGUGAAUAAAGAUAUUUUUAGGCAUGCUUUUAUCAUCGGAGUGAGAAUACUUGACUAGCCGCUGAGCUUUAACCAUAGCAUGAAAAAUCAUUAAUUUAACUAUGGAAAGAUGGUGAUUCAUUCCAAGGUCGGCCCAGGUCUCCAUGUAAUUAGAAAUUAAAUAGUCUAACUCAUGUCGUAAAAACAAAUUACACGAUUCAUUCGAUUUUUGAAAUGUUUUCAAGAAUAAAAUGAUGUGAAAACGAUUGUAACUAUAUAUAUAUACUUUGUACUCGUUACACUAAUUAAUUUAUCAAGAGUCACGAAUACAUUGUAUACGUCAUACAUUAAUGAGAAGGAUGGUAUGUUUCUUCUGUCGUAAAACGGAAUCAUUGCAAUUGAGGAAUGAGAGGGAUUUAAAUUAAACAAAAAUCAACUGAUUAAUAUCUGUAAUCUAUAAAAUGAAGAAAAUGGCAUACUACUACCAUUGUAUUAAUUAUUUCUUCCGAGCGUAAUAUUCACUGGCGAGGAACAGAAUGAAGAAGGAAUAUCUCUGCGGUGUAAAGAAACAAUAACUUAUUGUCGAGGAAUUUUCACGUUGUGCUUCUCUUUGAACCCUUCAGCGAAACUUGAUCCAUUUAAUUUGUAACUCAUCUUAGGGUUUCCUAUAGAACUUAUUUAUGAUUCAUCGGUGAUUGAUUCUGUUGUCGCUUCGAAUAUAUCGUCGCACCACAGUAAUUAUAGGUAAUAUUUUGAUCCUUUUUCACUAUUUAAUUUACUUAUGGAGUAUUAGAGCAAUUGUUUGGCCCUCGAUGCAAAUAAAACUGGUUAAUAUGUAUAAUAAAUCCCUUUUUGAUUUUGCGAA